AUGCUAAACGCCCUCGAGAGGAACGCCAACGAAUGGGGUACGUGUUCUCUACACGAUGGACCAGGUGAGAGCUCAGUUGGACACGGCUCAAUGGCCUCGUCAACGUCACCCACGAAACUUGAGAGCAUUUUGGAUGACAAUGGCGAGGGAGCGAGUGGAAGAGAUGCUGGGGCCCGCACUUCCAGUGAAGGCAGUCCAUCUAAGUAUCUAAAAGCCGGUCACAUUAUGAGGAGAAUCGACUCUAUAUGGGCUAAAAGAACGCUAGAGUGGAUCCCUAGAGAUGCUGAACGCCCUCAAGGGAGACCGCCAACGAGAUGGGGUGAGGUGUUCGCUACACGGGUGGACCGGCUGAGAGCUCAUCUGGACACGAAUGAAGGACCUUGUCAACGUCACUCACGAAACUUGAGAGCAUCUUGA
Messenger RNA from Necator americanus (New World hookworm), 417 nucleotides. RefSeq lists its product as uncharacterized. Bases 1 to 417 code for a protein of 138 amino acids. The record is from RefSeq and is a predicted model, not a curated record. The transcript is spliced from 2 exons. NCBI's taxonomy places the organism in Eukaryota, Metazoa, Nematoda, Chromadorea, Rhabditida, Ancylostomatidae.